AUGUCUUCUUGGGGGCCUAAUACUGAUCUCUACCAUGUCUAUGGCCAGACAAUGGAGCACUUUGAAGAUGUCCACGCAACGACGAAGCCUGAAACUCUUCUCAAGGUCGUUCGCAUACCAUGUGAUGACACCCCAUGCACGAUAGAAACCUUCUCCCUCGCCAGACUUGGCCCAGACGAUUUCAGCCUCGAAGUUUGGAGAGACGCGGAAAAGUGUCUUAUAUGCUUCCCAAGAAUCUGGAAGAGUAACAAUAACUCGCAAAGUUUCAGCUGGAAAUAUCGUUCGCUCAUCGGCGUUACCGCCGCAAGUCUGGGUGAGAAUAGUGGAGAGUGGAAGGCAGACUAUUUGAUGUACACGUGCCAGGACAAGGAAGCAAAUCUUCCACAUAACACAUACCUCGAAAAACUUUCUGGUACUACCGUGUAUGGAGAUGCAUACGUCUUCAAGAUGCAGAGAGAGCAGACGGGAGAAGAUGGCCCCUGUAAAGCGAAAUACUAUGACUUAGGAGACGACUUCGCGUUGGCUGCGAAGGAUAAGGGCUUUCCAAAUAAAAUACUGUGGGAACUCUUGAUCACGCUACCAAAGAGGAACAAGUAG
Messenger RNA from Letharia columbiana, 597 nucleotides. RefSeq lists its product as uncharacterized. The coding region runs from base 1 to 597 and encodes 198 amino acids. The transcript has 2 exons. The record is from RefSeq and is a predicted model, not a curated record. Lineage: Eukaryota; Fungi; Ascomycota; Lecanoromycetes; Lecanorales; Parmeliaceae.